Messenger RNA from Rhineura floridana, 3528 nucleotides. RefSeq names its product tubulin folding cofactor A (gene TBCA). The record is from RefSeq and is a predicted model, not a curated record. The transcript has 4 exons. Lineage: Eukaryota; Metazoa; Chordata; Lepidosauria; Squamata; Rhineuridae. Gene Ontology annotation, cellular component: microtubule cytoskeleton; cytosol. Gene Ontology annotation, molecular function: beta-tubulin binding. The coding region runs from base 190 to 516 and encodes 108 amino acids. Gene Ontology annotation, biological process: post-chaperonin tubulin folding pathway; tubulin complex assembly.
ACAGUCCACUUGGAGGCGGAGCUUACUUAGGAGUGAGAGUGAGGGGGUUUGUGUCGCGCAUGUGCAUACUUUUCUGUGUAGUGCGUGAGCUGCUGUCUUGCUGUUUUACCGUUGUUGUCUUCUGUUGGGCGUUCCGUUUCUGCCGCUCGCGAUCCUCCUCCUCCGCCUUCGCCCCUCCGAGUCCGCGCCAUGGCAGACCCUCGCCUCAGGCAGAUCAAAAUAAAAACGGGAGUAGUAAAGCGCUUGGCAAAAGAAAAGAUUAUGUAUGAAAAAGAAGCAAACCAGCUAGAAGAAAAGAUUGAGAAAAUGAAAGCUGAAGAUGGAGAGAAUUAUGCAAUUAAAAAGCAGACUGAGAUCUUGCAAGAAUCUCGAAUGAUGAUUCCUGAUUGCCAACGCAGAUUGGAAGCAGCACAUGCAGAUCUUGCUCAGCUAUUAGAAAAUGAAAAAGAGUUGGAAGAAUCUGAAGAAUAUAAAGAUGCACGUUCAGUACUGGAGUCAAUAAAGUUAGAAGCCUAGAUUGAUUCUUCACUAUUUUAUGUAUGCCUUGGGUCCAUUGAUUCACUUCAUUAAUGUUUGGCCACUGCUGUAUUUUUUCAAGUAGCGUUAGGAAUUAUGAUGUGCUCAAAUGAUCUUUUAUUAUCUUUCUUUACAUUUUUUGGGAAAAAAUUCAUUGAAAGUUGUAUAACCAAAAUACAAACUACAAAUAAAAAAAAAGAAAACAAGCAAAGAGCAUUUUUUUAUGAGUGGUAGUACAAAAAAUAUUUUGUGGAACUAUAACAACCUUCAGGGUUAAAUCAGGCUAUCAACAUAAGGUGUCUGUCCAAAGUGAUCAGUGAGUUUCAGAUGGUCCCACAGGAAGCAAAUCCCUAUUGACAACAGUUAAAAAUGGCUCGUUUAGAAAAAGUCAGAUUUGACCAUUCAACUGGAGAAUCUGGCUUUGUGUCUCAUUUUUGCUACAAGUGCCCAGUAUCAAACUUUUGCAACCCUGUUACAGAUAGACUGCUGCUCCAGAUUCCCAGUUGUGUACAAUACAGGAUAUUUGUAUUGAGGAAAUAUAAGAGAUUUGUGCAAUAAUAUAUCAUGCUCUUCCCCAAAUAUAGAUAAUAGAGCCAAUUUGGGAUUUGAUUGUAGAGACUGGCUGAUGUUAGUAGCUACUUCAUUCCCUAUAAACGGUGACAAUAGCAUUGCAUCUCCACCAUAUACACAGCAUAAAAUCCUCCUCAUUACACCUACUUUCUGUAGAUACUGUAGAGGUGAUUCCAAUGGUGUAUUAGUUUUCCCUGACUAUUGCCAGGUGCAUCUAAGGAGCUGUUUAAAUCAAAUGGAUGACACUGGCUUUCCAAUGUGGUACUACUAAGAUCAGCUUCCCAUGUUAGUGCAAUCCCUUGGUUGUGCUGCAGGAGUCUGAUGCUAAGAAGUUAUAUAUUAUAGAUAGCAAUCCCUUAAAGUUGAGAUUUGUUGUAAUACACAUUUGCUCAGUAAUAGUGAUGCUCCGAUUUUGUGCAUCUGCAACCAAAUUGCCAUUACAUUUUGGAGCUGUUCCUUAACUGAGGAAUAGUUAAGCGGCUACCUUUCUCGUAGUUUCUAAACCUAUACAUUCCAUGUUGCAAACAGUGUAAGUUGUGAGAGCAUUUGUCUUUGUUACUAAAGAGAGAGUGUACUUUAAAAAAGGUAGAGAAGAAACUGAUGGGGUUAAUUUGCCUGCCUGUAACUUCAGUGUUACAUAAGUAGGAAGGAGUUGCACAAAGCAUCCAUAUAAAACACAGAACCAAGUACGAUGGGGUGAGGAACCUUUUUCGCCAGGUGGGCCAGAUCGUUAUUGGUCCCCACCCCUGUGGACCAUCUUUGGGAUUGGCUGGGACAACCCAUCUGUCAAUCACCUGACAUUCCCAAGUGCCCCCCCACCUGCUGGUUGUCAGGUGCUUGGAAAUGGGCUGGGCAAACCAGGGAUCAGCUGUGCAUUCAAGCUCCCCAUGGGGAACUUGGUUGCACAGCCAAUCCAGCAGGCUAGUGGGUGGUGAGUUCGACCCUGCUUUCUGCAGGAUUUAGCUCCACAGGGACCUUGGUCAUGCAGCCAAUCCAGCUGCAUCUCUACCUGCCCCACAUACAACACCACCCUGAAGUACAGCAUAGGUUUGAGGGAGGGAAUUGGAUGAGAGUUCCAUGAAUUUCUGUGGCACUGCUUCCAUGUUUCAAAUCACAUUUGUUGGUUUAAGCUGAACUGUAUCAUAAUACAGUUAGAUUUGGAACACAGAAACUGCCCCUCAUAGGUAGCCUAUAAAGAGUAUUAUUUUGAUUGAUUCCCCUUAUUGAUAAACCACUCCAGAAGCCUCUGUGUGCCAAGAUAAGUAAAUACACGUAGGAGGUACAAAACUGGUAUAGUUUGGAAAAAUAAAGUAAAUUGGGGAAGAUUAUGUGUUUGGGGAGCUCCCAAAUCCAGGUGAUCUAGGAGAUACAUUUCCUGUAGCUGCAGAGAGAACUGAUCCCUUCUGCUUCAAAAGCAGUUUAAACAGAAACCCACAUCUAUAUGCUGUCUACAUUUCCUUGGACUGCUCUUAUUUGCAGUUUAAAUGUUCUGCGUAGCAUAUCUGGGUAAAGGUCCUGAAAUGCCUGAACUUGUUCUCCUUUGUAUACAAGGGAGUGAAAGUUGUGGAGAUCUUGAUAUAUCUUGUCUUUACAUAUAACUAUGUCUCAAGACUUUCCAAUUUCCAUUUUAUCAUGCACUAACGUAUGCUGUCAAAAUAUGACUCAAAGUAGGUCUGGAAGAAGCUAUGUAAACCACUGCAUUAGGAAGACUAUCAUGUCUAUUACUUUCUAAUUCUGAGAUUGCAUGGAUUUUAAUAUCUAAAUUGAAGCUCUUGCAGUAAGAUUUUCCAAAUCUUCCAAAUUUUCAGCUUCCCCCCCCCGAUUGCCUUGAGUUAAAUUGUUUUUUCAGUUCCAUAUUUAUAACCACAUUUGCCAUUUUAGCUGUCUUGACAACUUAGUUACUGCUUUAGUCAUUUUUUAAAAAAAGUGGCUUGAUGGUAGCUGCUCGUUCCGUGGUUAAUUCUUGUUUAAGUACUGCAGCUGUGAAACAUUUUUAAUCCCUGUUUUACACAACAGCGUUGCUUUGUGGCGAGCUAAGUGUUUGAUGGAAAUAUAUCUAAGCAGUGUUAAGGAGCUAUAAUCUGCUGGCCCCACUAUGUGCUGAAAACACAACUAGGAGUAAGGGAAGUACCCUGGAAAAGAGUACUAUGCAAUACAUGGAAAUAGUUGUCUGGAGAGAGAGAGAGAAUCUUGUAACAAUUGAGACCAAGCUGCUGUUGUGGCUGAUGUUGGUGGCCCCUUUCCUCUUCCCCUCUGUUACGUGUCUCCCUAACUACCCUAUGUCUGUUGUAUUAUUGGUUAUAGAAUAUGGUAAUUAUUGGAAAAUAAUAAUUAAAAUGGUUUGGAGUGAUGUACAUACAGAGCCUAUGAUCGAUUUGUAUUAAUUUUCUGCCUGCAACAAGAUCUACUUGAAAUACCAUUAAAAAAAAUUGUUUCAAAAAA